Camelus dromedarius (Arabian camel) is the source of this 2406-nucleotide messenger RNA. RefSeq names its product golgi associated kinase 1A (gene GASK1A). Bases 373 to 2109 code for a protein of 578 amino acids. NCBI's taxonomy places the organism in Eukaryota, Metazoa, Chordata, Mammalia, Artiodactyla, Camelidae. Gene Ontology annotation, cellular component: Golgi apparatus. The transcript is spliced from 5 exons. The record is from RefSeq and is a predicted model, not a curated record.
CGCUUUCGGGGAAGUGGGGAGGCUGGGCUGGGACGCGCGGCAGCCUUGGCAAACUGCAAACGUCCCUAGCUGAUCACGGAGGCUCGAAGCUGCGGGAGAGCUCCCGCAGAACAGCAGAUCCUCGCAGCCCCACAGAUCCCGCGUGCAUCCGUCUAGACUUCCUCUACCAACCCCACCACAGAGCAUCCCGCCGCGCAUCGCCCGCCCAAGAGUUGGCCGCUAGGAAAUUGUGGCUCUUGGGUCCGGGAAACCCGAGUCCAGGGAAGCCGGGAGAGCCACGGCGCCAGGGGCGGCCGGGGCGGUGGGAUGAGCUGGAGAGCAGGCUGAGAGCGCGGAGAGGCAGGUUCAGCAGGUUCAGCCACCGCGGGGGACAUGGCAUCCUGGCUCUGGAGAAGGCUUCGUGGCAAGAGGCGGUUGGUGAUGGUGUUCUGUCUCUUGAUGACUCUGUCUGUGGUGGCUGUCACCCGCUUCCCACUGCAGCAUCCAAGUGCUGGCCCAGCCCCUGGUCCUGUGGAGCCCCAGGGGGUAACCAGCAUUCUUGCUCCCAACAGCCGGCAGGCUCUGAGCUCCAGUCGGAGGCAGCAGGCAAGAAACCUAAGGUUCCGAAGAGGCUGGGCUUUCCCUGAGAAUUCCAUCCUGGUGUGUGCUGCGGAGCAAGGCCACGGAGGGAGCAUGGAUAGCAGCAGGCAGUCCCCUGGCAGGGACAGUAGGCGUCCAGGGAGAGUCAGGAGGGAUGUUACUUUGGCACCAUCAGGAGAUUUGAGACUUAGUACCCGGCAUCUUGUGCUCCCAAGGGAGAAUGAGGUCAGGAGUCCAGGAGCCAGAGACCUGGACCCACCCUGGCAUGACAGCCCCCUCCAGGAAGCACAGAAUGAGACAGGCACCUCAGAUGGCCCCCUUGCAGGGCAUGACACAGCAGCAUUUCUGGCUUGGAGAACUACUGCUGGCCUUACCCUCCGGCCCCAUCCAGUGGAAGGCGAGGAUCUGCCAGGAGCGGGGAGCAGAACCUCAACUAGUGGACGACAAACAGGGGGUCCUGCACCGGCCACAGGGGCUCGUUGGUGGCCUGGCUCUGUUGGGGAGCUUCAGGGGUCCAUCUGGUGUGAUGCUGAGCCCCCUGGACUGUUGAGCAGCUCAAGGACAGGUGGGCAGGUCCCCCCAUGGCUCACAGAGCAUGAUGUGCAGACCCUCCAGCUGCUGGCCCAGGGGGAGGUGGUGGGCAAAGCCAGAGUCCCUGGCCAUGGGCAGGUUCUGCAGGUCGGCUUCUCCACUAAGGGUGCCCUUCAGGACGUAUCUCGUAGGCUCAGCCAGCUCUGCUCCCAGGGGCUCUGUGGCCUGAUCAAGAGGCCUGGGGACCUGUUGGAAGUCCUGUCCUUCCACCUGGACCGUGUGCUGGGGCUGCACCGGAGCCUACCCGCUGUGGCCAGGAGCUUCCACAGCCCCCUGCUGCCCUACCGCUUCACAGAUGGUGGCACGAGGCCCGUCAUCUGGUGGGCACCAGAUGUGCAGCACCUGGGUGACCCAGACGAUGACCAGAACUCUCUGGCCUUGGGCUGGCUGCAGUACCAGGCCCUGCUGGCAGAUGGUUGCAGCCGGCCGGGCAAGGCUCCAUGCCUGGAUAUCCCUCACGCCGAGUGGGCACGCCUGGCACUCUUCGACUUCCUGCUGCAGGUCCAUGACCGCUUGGAUCGCUACUGCUGCGGCUUCGAGCCCGAGCCCUCGGACCCCUGUGUAGAAGAGAGGCUCCGAGAGAAAUGCCAGAACCCGAGGGAGCUGCGGCUGGUCCACAUCCUGGUCCGGAGCAGUGAUCCAUCUCGUCUGGUCUACAUCGAUAAUGCCGGCAACCUUCAGCAUCCUGAGCACAAGCUGAACUUCCGGCUGCUGGAGGGCAUCAACGGGUUUCCCGAGUCUGCUGUGAAGGUUCUGGCUUCAGGGUGUCUACAGAAUAUGCUGCUCAAGUCGCUGCAGAUGGACCCGGUGUUCUGGAAAAGCCAAGGCGGGCGACAGGGGCUGCAGCAGGUCCUCCAGACCCUGGAGCAACGAGGACAGGUCUUGCUGGGCCACAUCCGGACACAUAACCUGACACUUUUCAGGGACGAGGGCCCGUGAGCCCCCCACUGCCCAGGUGGGACUCUCUCCUUGCUGGGAGGGCAGGGUGCCUCACAACACAACCUGAGUGGAUGAGCACCCGUCCUCUCGGCCACGUUUUCUUGGGUUCACCCAUAUUGAAGACAGAAGGUAAAGCCAGAAGCCAGAAGGGCACCAUGGAUGCCACGGGAUGUGUCACCUGCUUGGGAUGGUGGAGGUGAUGGGUGCUGGGUUUUCAAUCUCAUCACAUUCCUUUCUGCCUGCUUAGCUCUGGCUAUUUAUUCCCUUGCACCAAUAAAUACAUUCAAGAAUGUUCUG